AUGUCGCACCAAACUCAAACUUCUGAUCCAUCUUGGCCGCCCGGAACGGUUCAGCUUGAAGACCUUCCACAGGACGGUCAAACAACUGAUAUUAUCUUGCAACCCACACCUAGCCAUGAUCCUAACGACCCCCUGAACUGGCCGACAUGGCGCAAACAUUUAAAUUUUGGCUUAGUCUCCUACUAUGUCAUAAUGGUUUUCGCAAUAAUCGACGUGGCAACUGUGACCUGGGGUCCGUUAAAUGCGGAACUGGGCUUCAGCUUUGAACUGUUGAAUGAUAGUUACGCUGCAGGCUGCGGAUCCCUUUGUAUCGGCGGUGUGAUUCUGAUACCCUUCGCUCUCAAAUACGGUCGCCGACCUGUCUAUGUUUUCAGUACUAUCGCUCAAUGUGCCUUCUGCGUUUGGCAAGCCAGAAUGCAGACUGUUGCUGAUCUCAUGUCGGCGAACAUACUGAGCUCUAUGGUUGGAGCUCUCGCAGAAGUACUCGUGCAAAUGACGGUGGCCGAUGUCUACUUUGUUCAUCAGCGUGGACUCAUGAACAGCAUUUAUGUUUGGUUUAUGACGGUCGGAGCUACACUAUCUCCCCUGGCGGGCGGGUAUAUUGUUAUCUCGCAAGGCUGGCGCUGGGUUUGGUGGUGGAUGGUCAUUCUGAUGGGGGCCGGUCUUGUUGCUUUCGUCUUUCUCUAUGAGGAAACGAAGUUCUCUCCGACCCUCGAGGGUGUUGUACCCGUUGUUGCUGCCGCUCAAAUAAACGCAUCCGCGAAAGGUAGAGACAAGAAGUCUCCGACUGACCCAGAAGUAGAAGCCAAUGUAGCACAUAAAGACGGAGAGACUCAGAGAUCCCACGCUACCCACUGGAUCGACCAUUCAAUUCCCGUGAAGCCUUACUGGAAAAAGCUAGCUUUAUGGUCGACAUCCCCGGGGUCAUUUGCCAGCAUGGCCCGACACAGCGUCGAACCUUUCAUUCUUCUAUUUACCAUUCCAGCCAUUUUCUUCAUGUCCGUCGUUUACGGAGCCAUGACUGCCGCCGUAACGGUCUCCGUGACUACUCUCUCUUCGUACAUGACUUUACCACCUUACAAUUUCAACGCCUCACAGAUCGGCCUUAUGGGACUACCUCCGUUCAUUGGUACAAGCAUAGCAGUUUUGAUAUCCGGACGGCUCAGCGAUUCGCUGGUUCUAUAUCUCGCAAAAAGGAACCGGGGCGUCUUCGAGCCGGAGAUGAGACUCUGGAUUGCAGUUGCUUUCAUACCCUUCGUGCCAGCCGGUCUUUUCAUGUUCGGCAUUGGACUCAACAACGGAUCCCCUUGGCCGCUGGUGGCCGUUGGAUUGGGUAUCGCUAUAUUCGGAACUAUUCCGGCUAAUAGUGUUGCUUUGACGUAUCUUACAGAUGCAUAUACGGAUGUAAUCGCCGACUCCCUCGUCGGCGUGACCUUUAUCCGCAACCUCAUCUCGACGGUUUUUGUCUUCGCUUUGUCCCCGUGGAUUGAGAGUGUCGGGUUGACUGGCUUUUACAUAACCUUUGGGCUUAUCCUUACUGUAAUUCUAUUGGGAAAUCUAGUCUUCAUAUACUUUGGGAAGAAGUUCCGGGUUAUGACGGCAAAGAGAUAUCGAUACUAUGCCCAACGCCAGAUGGAUCUGAGGAACUAA
Molecule: messenger RNA, 1650 nt
Organism: Aspergillus oryzae RIB40
Lineage: Eukaryota; Fungi; Ascomycota; Eurotiomycetes; Eurotiales; Aspergillaceae
Exons: 5
Coding region: 1-1650 (549 amino acids)
Biological process (GO): transmembrane transport
Molecular function (GO): transmembrane transporter activity
Source: RefSeq, a predicted model, not a curated record